This is a messenger RNA of Scutellospora calospora, 819 nucleotides long. The record is from the annotation of a GenBank genome assembly. NCBI's taxonomy places the organism in Eukaryota, Fungi, Glomeromycota, Glomeromycetes, Diversisporales, Gigasporaceae.
AUGUUUACUUCACUCUUACGUCCAUUAUCAUGUCAGGGAAUUCAAGUUCCGGUUUUUCGUUUUAGCACCUAUAAUGCCCUACGCAAUGGUGAUAAAGACUCUAAAUCUGAUGCUCCUAAUUACAAGAACAUUUUAACAGAAAGUCAUGAUAAAGUUGGAUUGAUCACACUAAAUCGUCCAAAAGCUCUAAAUUCAUUAUCUAGUGACUUAUUUCAUGAAGUUAAUGAUGCUCUUGAAAAGUUCGAUAAUGAUUCGAGUAUUGGAGCCAUCGUUAUUACCGGGAAUGAACGUGUCUUUGCUGCUGAUAUCAAAGAAAUGCUUGAUAAAACGUUCGCUAAAUCUUAUAAAACAAAUUUCCUUGGUCAUUGGGGAAAAAUUAAUGAUGUCAAGAAACCUGUCAUUGCUGCUGUUAAUGGAUUCGCGCAGUUGGGUGGUGGUUGUGAAUUAGCUAUGAGUUGUGAUGUUAUAUAUGCAGGAGAAGGCGCCAAAUUUGGGCAACCUGAGAUUAAACUUGGUCUAAUUCCUGGCGCUGGAGGUACACAAAGACUAACAAGAGCAGUUGGAAAAUCCAAAGCGAUGGAAAUUGUGUUAUCUGGUAGAACUUUUACAGCUCAAGAAGCUGAACAAUGGGGACUUGUAAGUAAAGUAUUUCCGGUGAAUCAAGUACUUGAAAAAGCUAUUGAACUUGGACAGGAAUUCGCUGGGUUUUCUCAACCAGUAAUUCAAGCAGCUAAAGAGUCAGUCAAUGCUGCAUAUGAGUUAUCUUUGAAAGAAGGAUGUCAUUUUGAGAGAAGAUUAUUCCAGGGGAUUUUUUCUUUG